Oncorhynchus masou masou (cherry salmon) is the source of this 1683-nucleotide messenger RNA. RefSeq names its product tubby protein. The transcript is spliced from 12 exons. Gene Ontology annotation, cellular component: cilium. Gene Ontology annotation, biological process: protein localization to cilium. The record is from RefSeq and is a predicted model, not a curated record. NCBI's taxonomy places the organism in Eukaryota, Metazoa, Chordata, Actinopteri, Salmoniformes, Salmonidae. The coding region runs from base 1 to 1683 and encodes 560 amino acids.
AUGGAGGACCCAGAAUUGCGUCAACUAAAGCUGGACAAUCAGCGUUCACUUUUGAUGAAGAAGCAGCAGAGAAGGAGGGCCGAUACCCAAAUGGUCACAGCCAAUAGGGACGCUCGACCCAAGAAAAGCAAGCAGAAGACUGGAGCAGAUGACACAGACCUGUUGAUUACUCAAUCCCAGAGCAACAACUCCUUAAAUGCUGAAGAAGCCCAUGAUAACCCACUGGAGGAAAUUACUCUGGGAGAGCUCAGCCUAAAAACCACUGAUGCUACAGAUGAGAUGCCCCCCGAGAAACCCAUCAUCACCAAAACUAUGGACGUGGAAAUUGACAGCCAGCCAAAGCCUAAACUCAGUACAGAAAAUGAAGGCCCAGCAGAAGUGAAAAAGAAAGAGAAGGAGAAGAAAGAGAAAGGUGUGAAAAAGGAGAAGGCGCAAGCAAAACAGUUAGAACAGAAUGAGGAUAAGGGAGAGGAGAAAGAGAAGGAGAAGCGAGAGAAAAAAACUAAGAAGGACAAAUUGAAAGGACACACCCCAAGUAAAGAGAAAAAAAACAAGACUGAUGAACAAGAGGCAAACACUAUCACUAAGUCUCCAGCUAUUCAGAUAGAUUCCGUAGUAGAGUUUGAGAUGCCAGAAUGGGACAGUGAUGGUGAGAGAAAAGAUUGGUCAAAAAGCCCCAUCCCAGGAACACCCAAGAAAAAACAACACCUCAACACAUCAAGGUGCCAAAUAAGUGACAAUGAGAGGGAGGAAGAUGAAAUUAUUGAAAGAGAGAAAAAAGAGAAAACUCCAAAAAAGACAAAAAAAGCUGAGAAAGCCAAUCUCGCACUUCUUAACUCCAACUACAGGCAGCAGGACACCUCAGACAGCGACGACAACAUUGGAAGAGUGACAACUCCUGUCUCAGUUGAAGAUCUUGAAAAGUUUGCCCUGCAUCCAGCCCCUAGAGAUACAACAAUCCAGUGCAGAAUCACUCGGGACAGGCGGGGCGUGGAGAAAGGAAUGUACCCCACUUACUACCUCCAUAUGGAGAAGGAGGAUGGGAAGAGGGUGUUUUUAAUGGCAGGCAGGAAGAGGAAGAAGUGCAAAACCUCCAAUUAUCUAAUUUCCAUUGAUCCAACAGAACUUUCCAGAGACACAGACAGUUAUAUAGGCAAACUAAGAUCAAAUGUGCUAGGCACCAAAUUCACAGUGUUUGACGGCGGGGAUAACCCAGAUAAGAAGCCUUUCGUCAAAGAGUGUGAGUCAGUUCGGCAAGAGCUUGCCGCAAUCUGUUAUGAGAAGAAUGUUCUAGGUUUCAAAGGCCCCAGGAAAAUGACGGUGGUUAUUCCUGGCAUGAUGGAGAAUGAUGAGAGAGUGUGCAUUCGUCCAAAAAGUGAUAUAGAGUCUUUGCUCUCCCGCUAUGAGAAUGGUAACACUGACAACCUAGUGUGCCUCAUGAACAAGUCCCCCAGCUGGAAUAAACAGACACAGUCGUAUGUGCUCAAUUUCCACGGCCGAGUCACACAGGCCUCCGUCAAAAACUUCCAAAUCGUUCACCCUGACAACGAGGACUACAUUGUGAUGCAGUUUGGUCGGGUGGCAGAGGACGUAUUCUCCAUGGACUAUAGCUUCCCUAUGUGUCCCCUGCAGGCCUUCGCCAUCACGCUCUCCUCCUUCGAUGGCAAACUGGCUUGUGAGUGA